UGGCAACUUCGUGGAGUGCACGUGGGUCACGCUAGUCGCUGUAGUCGCGCGACGCGUACAACCAACGAUUUGCGCGCAGCUGUUGUAGGACGCACGCACGGACUUCGUGGUGUGCAGCAGCUUGGCGACCGCGAUGCCGUACAUGCUGAUCUCAACCCAGAUCCGACUGGAGAACGGGCCCACCAUCGUAGGGGACCGCAACAGCGAUCCCACUCUCAUGGAGCAUCUCGGCGCGCGCAAGAUCACUCAGCCAGGAAACGACUUCCCCGAGUACCGGACCGAAGACCCACCCCGCACUGUGCUGAACAAGCUAGAGCUGAUGGGCUACCGCGUGGUGGCAAUGUCCGGCAUUGGCCAGACUUGCAUCUGGACCUUACACAAGCCAUGACGUUGUACGCCAAGUCCUACCGUGUUUUGCAUUUACCGCUCUGGUGCCACUACUAGCAUCGAUUGCUUGUCUCACGUUUCUAUUUUUAUAGUUGCUUUGUCUCAAACUGCUGGUUAAAACAGCCCGUUCACUUGACCAGGGGUUCACUUAGCCAGGCAUUGUUAUCCUUGGUCUAUUGCCAUCGUGGAUAUGACCCCUUUUGCGAGAUUUCAUAACUCAGCCCUGUGGUGCUACUCUCCGCUGUGUAGUUGAAUUCCCUUGUAAUCUCUGAUUGGCUCACAUAGUAGAAUUUGACCAUGUCCAGAACAGCACCCGGACACGUCUGCAUCUACGGGCAACAGCGUUCCUGGCAGAGUGCCAGGCAUGCUGUCUUGGCACAGUCCUCUGUUAUACGUAGUGCCAUGGCCAAGGGCAUUUUUUUUUAUACUUAAUUUUUUUCUCUCGCAGAACCAACAUAUUAUACAUUUUGGCACAGUGCUAGGAAUGCUGUCACCCAUUGACGUCGUGACCAGUGCCGAGUCACGAAUAAUCUCCCACAAGUGACCUCAUCCACAGAAGUUUAUAUAACUUGACUAUUGCUCCCAGAGAGCUGGUCUCCUUUACAGCAUUCCAAAGAAGAAAGCACCAAAAAGAAGUAACAGUUAGCCCUGAGUGAACGGCGUAACGCCGAAAAUCAACAGUUCUGAUAAAGGGCAACUGGUACGUAGAAGUCAAAUAAUUGAUGCGCCUUCUUCUUUAGGUCUUGCUUAUCUGCUUGCCUCACACUUUUCUAGGUUACAAUGAGCUGCCUUCUCAGUUUACCAGUGCAGCUUACAACAACUCCUGCUCAGGAUGAAUGCAUUUUGAUAGACGUAUUGACACAGCCAUCGCACCUCACGCUAGCGCAAGAGCCACGUGAGGCUGGGCAUAACCACUGCUGCCCUCUUCAGUAGAUUGCCAGGGAACAGUGUUAUGGGCAGAAGAACACGUGAAAGAUAGGUUGAGCAUCUACAACUUCCUGUCAUCGUCAAAUGGCUGUACGAGGUGUGGCCUAAAGCCCCUCCAUACAUGUUUCCGCCUAAAUACUAGUUCCGCCUAAUAACCUACUCCCCUCCUCCCUGCUUCUCUCUCUCUCGUUCAUUCCCUUAGCUUCCGGUGUCAAACGAAAUUACAUAGUCCAAGCUUCCAGUUCCGAGCAGAAGCGAUAUCACUGCCGCCUGAUAUUGCAGCACAGAGGUGCAAGCGCGCAACACGCGAAAAAUCGGGGACGUCAGGAAAUCUAGGAAGCGGAUCUACCGGGAAUGGAAAUCUCGGAAUUGGAAAUUACGGAAGCAGAACUGAAGUGUGAUCGACGAAUCGGAGCACAGCAGUGCACAUAGAAGGUUGGAGCUAUUUAGCAAAAGCAGUGGUAGUGCGGGGAUGGAGGGGCUUUAGUGCGGCGGACUAUUUAAGGAACAAAGCCCUUGUCCUUUGGUGUAUCCUGCCAAAGCAGCAAGGCAUUGUUCAAAGUAUAAAGAACUUACUGUGAUUGUUGGCUCAACUGGAUUUUGUAUUGUCGUUGCUUGAUAUAAAGCUAUUUUUUUUGUUA
Molecule: messenger RNA, 1955 nt
Organism: Dermacentor silvarum
Lineage: Eukaryota; Metazoa; Arthropoda; Arachnida; Ixodida; Ixodidae
Product: GTP cyclohydrolase 1 feedback regulatory protein
Exons: 3
Coding region: 134-388 (84 amino acids)
Biological process (GO): negative regulation of biosynthetic process
Cellular component (GO): nucleus; cytoplasm
Molecular function (GO): GTP cyclohydrolase binding
Source: RefSeq, a predicted model, not a curated record